CUUAAGUCAGUAACAUCAGAGACCAAACCAUAAGCAACUGGCUGUAUUACAAUACAUCUGACAAUAUUAUUGACAUAAGCUGCUCACAUUUCUGGUUUGAAGCUGGUCAUGAAGCUAGAAGAAACUGUUCACUAAACUCUUAUUGAAAUGCCCUGGUGUUUUUCUCUUUACACAGCGGAGCCAAUAGUCCAGGUGGAUGGAAAACCAAACUGCUGUUUCUUCAAGUUCAGUCCCAAGUUGAUGUUCACUAAAGUGCUGAAGGCCCAGCUCUGGGUUUAUCUGCGGCCACUGCAACAAACCUCUACUGUUUACCUGCAGAUCCUGCGUCUUAAACCUGUAACUGAUCAGGGCAGCCGCCACAUCCGCAUCCGCUCCCUCAAGAUCGAGCUCAACUCACGAUCAGGCUACUGGCAGAGCAUUGACUUUAAACAUGUCUUGCAGAACUGGUUCAAGCAGCCACACACAAAUUGGGGCAUUGACAUAAAUGCAUUUGAUGAAAGUGGCAACGACUUGGCUGUGACCUCACUAAGGCCUGGAGAAGAAGGGCUGCAGCCGUUCCUGGAGGUGAAGGUUCUCGAGACGACAAAGCGUUCGCGUCGUAAUCUUGGCCUGGACUGCGACGAGCACUCAACUGAAUCUCGCUGCUGCCGCUACCCACUCACAGUGGACUUUGAGGCAUUCGGAUGGGAUUGGAUCAUCGCUCCUAAGCGCUACAAGGCCAACUACUGUUCAGGCCAGUGUGAGUACAUGUUCAUGCAGAAGUACCCACACACCCAUUUGGUGCAGCACGCUAAUCCUCGAGGCUCGGCCGGCCCUUGCUGUACGCCCACCAAAAUGUCACCCAUAAAUAUGCUCUAUUUUAACGACAAGCAACAGAUCAUCCACGGAAAGAUUCCCGGCAUGGUGGUGGAUCGCUGCGGCUGCUCUUAGACACGAAAGCUGGCUCAUUUGGUCUGUUCAUGACUGUUCAAGUGUCUCCUGUUUUGCUUUCCUCUUACGUCCUGGAAGAGUGACACAAAGAUCAAGGAGGCCAAAUUUAGCUUGUUUCUUUAGUCAGCUAAUAACAGAAUAAUUCAUGGUAAAAGUGGUAAAAACCCGACGCCGAAGGGCAGAGAUUUCUGUGAACAAUUUGGCAGUUUGAAGACCGGCUGGUGAGAGAAGAGCGAGACAUUUAUUUAUUCCUUUUCUGUGUUAGUUUUUUUUUUUUUAUGUGUUUGUUGCUCCUGGUUUUGAUUUGACGUGUUUGAUUUUAACUGUUUAAUAGUUGUAAAAUAGAUAUUUUUAAAUUGGCUCCAAAGUGAAUAAGCCAGUUUUUAAGCCUGUUCAUUCUGUCUUACUGAAAGGGCGAAAACACAAUACCGAGUAGGGAUCAUGCAAUGCCCUCUGUAAAUACUGCGACAGUGAAGUCAAUGCUGUUUCUUGCUGUUACCUGCUAGAACCAAGAAUAUUCGCAGCUCUGGUGUACGAGUUUAAUCAACACAUCUAAACGAAUCAGAUUAAAACCAUAGUUUAAGCAUGUGCUCAUAUCAAACUGUAAUAUCAUGAUAGCUGCCUAACCUUUUUAAAGGUUUAAAAAUGACAUGUUACUUAUUUAAAAAGUUACCUAUGAAAAAAAUCAUUAUAUGUUUACCUGCAAAUGUUAGAUACAAAACAGGCAAUUAACUUACUUGGUUUGACUGUAUUGGUACUUCAAAUGUUAAACAAACGGACAGAAUUGCCCUUGCACAGAAUGAUACUUAGAAUGUUCUUUCCAGUUUGUCCUAAACAAAACAAAACAAAACAAAAAAAAAGACAGGUGUCCUUAUGCUGCUUCUGGGACAGAUUUUCUUCCUCGAGGGCACAAAUCCUGCCAUGAAAAUGUUGCCUACCUAGGCAACCUAAUUAUACAGGCGGAGUUGAAUAGGAAGAGAAAAAUCCUCAUUUUCAAAAUGAAGAAAACCCAUAUCACCUUAUAGAAAGUAAAAUAUAAACUGUACUUCGCCAUAUCUUUAAUCCAAAGAAGCUGAAAACUAUUGACUUCAUUGUCCCAAUACUUAUGGUGGGAACCGAUUAUAUAAACAUGACAUUUGUCCAAAAUUCGAAACCGUAUCCCCUCCCCCCCCAUCUAUACUUUAUUUCAUCCAAAAAGCAUAGUAUAUUAGAGAAGCAAAAAUAUGCCAAAAGAGACCUACAGUAGGUAAACAUGCGAAAGCAGACCCCCCACCACGCACUGCAAAUGCAGCUAGCACCCCAGUGCGACAUUCCCAAGAAUCCAGGCGCCCUUUCAUGGCCACUUUGAUCUCCUUUUUACUCAUCAUCUUGUAAAAGACAAAAAGAAACCAGAAGAGAAAGGGGUUUUUCAAGACUUUUCAAUGAGGACAGGAAAAGGGGUUUGACUAGGCAAUCGAAUUACGACCACAGCACUGACUUACACACACAAAGCCUGACCUUUAGAGCAUCAGCUCCAGAAACUGGUCAACCACAACUAGUCCAAAAUAUUAGAUUGCAAGGGGAUCCAUAUUUUUCAAUAAUGCUUUAAAAAAAACAAAAAAAAACAAAAAAAAAACUACUGUAUUAUAUACUUUUCCAUUCAUAUUAUGGGUGUUUUUUAAAAAUACUUUAUGUAAACAAAAGACUUAGUAUAAAUUUGUCCAAUUUGAGUUACAGGGCCUUUAGAUGAAGCUUACUUAAAAGUAUUUUCAUACAUCAGAUGUAGGCAUGUGCUGAGGAAGUGUCCUAUAUACUGAUAUUGUAUGUGAUAUUUAGCGCAGCAUAUCAUUAUCAGCACGUGAUCAGAUGCACUAGGCCGUCCCCGUCAUACUCACAGUUGCUGGGUUACGCUUAAUUAAGAUUCAGCAUGUAGCAAACUGUACAUUUCAAGA
Molecule: messenger RNA, 2861 nt
Organism: Ictalurus furcatus (blue catfish)
Lineage: Eukaryota; Metazoa; Chordata; Actinopteri; Siluriformes; Ictaluridae
Gene: gdf11
Product: growth differentiation factor 11
Exons: 2
Coding region: 148-930 (260 amino acids)
Biological process (GO): SMAD protein signal transduction
Cellular component (GO): extracellular region
Molecular function (GO): cytokine activity; growth factor activity
Source: RefSeq, a predicted model, not a curated record